Messenger RNA from Megachile rotundata (alfalfa leafcutting bee), 2457 nucleotides. RefSeq lists its product as uncharacterized. Gene Ontology annotation, cellular component: nucleus; cytoplasm. The record is from RefSeq and is a predicted model, not a curated record. Lineage: Eukaryota; Metazoa; Arthropoda; Insecta; Hymenoptera; Megachilidae.
UUAAUAUUAGUAUUAAAUUUUUAAGUAUAUUGAACAAAAGUAUAGUUUCGAUGGUAGCAGAAUAUCACGAUAAAUAAAUAAUCAUCAAGAUCGCGAGUUGUGGUAUUUCAGGAACAAUCGCUCACGGCACGACCUGGUACGACAAGAAUGAGCUGGCAUAAUUCGUUGUGCUCAUUAUUUGAAAGUAUAGCAAUAAAGAUAACUGGAAGAAACUGUGUAUACCAAAGAAAGAACAAGAUAGUAACGGAAGUUAAUUUCUAAAACCACAAACACAAAAAGCAAACAUCAUAGAUCAUACAAAAUUUAAGUAUUGCUGCGGUGCAGAAGGGCUCUAUGUGCUCCACAUCGGCUUUAACGAAUGGUACUUUAGUUUUCAAGAAUAUUGUAACACGGCAUCACAGAAGGAUUUCAUUUGCAAAUUAUAAACUUGGUAUACGACAGAGACAACAUGCGCAACGAGAUCACUGCAGCAGUACUAUUCUUAGUACAGCUGAUAGAAAAAAACGAAAAAUUUAGUCCUGAUCAAUUGGAGUGCUUUAAACGACGUUUGGUAGAAUUGUUAACUGAACGUUUUAAAAAUCAUUGGUUUCCUGACAAGCCAUUCAAAGGUCAAGGUUAUCGUUGUAUUCGUGUAAAUGGUCAUAAUCGGAGGGAUGCAACUUUGGAGAGUGCUGCCAAUGCUGCUGGAGUCAAGUAUGAAGACCUUUCGUUACCUGUAGAAUUAACGCUUUGGGUUGAUCCCAAUGAAGUUUGUUGUCGAUUUGGAGAAAGCAAGGGAUCAUAUUGUACAUUGGCAUCAUUUGAUGAUAAAGAAAACACUGUACCAAUUUUUCAAGGAAGCAAUGAUGAAAAAGAAAAUAAACAAUCUGAGGGGCCGACUAAGAUACAGAAAUCCCCUUUGACCGCUAACACAGAACAGCACCAAAAAUCAAAACCACUAAGCUCUGCUAAUCAAAAUCAACAGCAUAGCAAUACCGGUACAGGUAGGAAACGUAAUUUGAACAGUCCGAGGCUACAUCUAAAUAGAAAUCGUUCCUGGUUUGGUCACUCCUUCAGUAUGGGUUAUGGUCCACAUCCAAUAAGUCAGCCAUGGUAUAAUAUCAUGCCCCCUCAUUUUUUGGGUGGUCCAUCUCCACCUCCAUUUAUGGGUCACAGAGGAAAUAAGUGGAUUCAUCCUCCCUCUUAUCCUACAGGACCUGCCCGUUUCCAUCAUUGGUCUCCCAAAGCUGCUCUUAAAGUGUAAACAGUCCCUUCUUAUGAAAGUAGUUAAAAAACCUGUUCCUUUCUAUAAAAAAAGAAAUUGUAAAAUUGUUUUGCUAAUAAGAAAUAUUAUAUUUCAAUUUAAAGAUACAUGACACUUAUACUAAUGCCAAGAAAUAUUAUUAUUAUUAUAACUCUCAUUAUUUACGUUAUAUCUUUAACAAAGUUGAAUAUGAUCAUUAUAUUAGGAACAGGUUUAUUAACGUUUCAGUGACGAAAAUUAUUCAUUCUGUAAUUACAAAUGACCUUGUUCGAAUUACGACUAAGGCUUACGAUUUUUUAUGACGAAGAACUGUUGCAUUAUUACAUGUUAUAUAUAAAUAAUUAAUUGGAUGAUAGAUGUUUAAUUCCGGAUGCAAGGUUGCUUGUAAAAUAUUAGAUUAGUGAGAAUUUAAUUAGAAUGAAUUAAGUCAUUGAUGUGUAAGGCAUACAAAAUGAAUGUCAUAUCACUUGUGACACUUUCUUUAAUUAAUCCUCAAGAAAAGGAUUUAGUAAAAGAUAAAUCAUAGAUAUUUCAAGAGGGAGCAGUAUUGAUUUUAAGCAGGUUUAAAAGAUUGGAUACAAUUCCUCAAUAAAUUGUAUGUAAUAAAUUUUAAUGCCUUGUAUAGGCGAUUUCAAUUUAUUAAUAAAUAUUGCAUAUAUCAAAUUCUGUCAUGUAGUAUGAAAAGAAAAAGUUUCAAAGGACUUUUUCUUUGACGUGUAUAUAUAUAGUACAUUUAUGCUGACUUGAGCUUCAAAGUUUACUCUAGUAUUCAAUAUUGUUUUAGCGCAAACGUAAAGAAAUAAAGAAUUUAUACAUAUGUAUAAUCUAUCCACAUUGUUGAGAUGUGCCCUAUAACAGUAUCGAUAAACCACGUGAACUUUGAAAUUCUGGUAACAUAAUUUGAAGAUAAUAUUUGACAAGUUUAAAUCAAUAACUUUAUUGUUUAUUGUGUAUAUUAUAUUACGUUAAUGAAUAGAGAAAUGAUAUCUCACUUAAUUCACAAGCUUGUGGUGUAAAAAAAUUUAUGCUAUGUUUGCUUCAAAAAGCAUACCUUACUUUUUACGUAAACAUACUGCCUCCGAGAUUCUAUUAAUAAUCAGUUAUAUUAGAAGAUUAUUAACAAACGCAUGAAUUUCAGGAUUAAUGUGUGGUUACAAAUUUUUUAUUUCAAUUAUGCUCAAAGUGAGGAAAGAAAUUGAGCUUAUGAUUUUAAG